AUGCGCUACACAACUUUGAGUGCCAACGAGUCCGACAGUGUUCGAUGGUACUGGCGGACCACAGCUAUAUGUGCUUCGUGCUUGAUACUGGGAGGAUUCCUCGUGGUACCUUCGAUAUUUGACUCACAACCGCAAUUGCGAAUAUCCAAAACGAUCUUGAGUGGUUUCGGCAUCAGCCUUCUGGCUCUUGGAUUCUCUCUCGCAGCACUCACAUGCUUCUGCAGUCGCAGCUGGGCCUUUUGUGCUGAGCAUGUCUUUAUACCCUGCAUAUUUGCUUGUCUUAUCGGCUUCUUGAACGUACCGUAUUGCUUCGUCAUCAGCACUCGUUUUCAAUGGAAUGUAACAGCCAUGGUCACAACGAUCGGAGCAGCCACGGCAGCAUUUAUCUUUACGGUUCUCUACUUCUUCGCUCGCCGCCGGCUCACACAGUCACGACCCAAGCGAAACACAAAUUCCGAUAACAUCAAUCUAUUGAGACGACCUAGCAAUGCCAGUGCCUCAGGAUCAUAUCAUACGCAGAGCUACUUCGCCAAUCACUUCGCAAACAUGUACCCAGCUGCACGCACGCCGCCGGCUAUGGUUGCUGUAACUCCUCCAGAUGAAUUACCUGCAGAUGACCAUGGAUUGAAUGAUCACGAAAUGCAAAGACGACGGAUGUCAGAUUUGCUGCACAAGCCUGAGCCUCAGAUCUCUCCAGCCACGAGUCCUUUCAAUCGCAUAGACUUCGAGAUAGACGAGACAGAGACGCCGAUCAAUGGUUACUAUGCUCCCGCCGGCGCUCAUGGCCCCAUGGUGCGCUCACUAGGUGACCCAUCCUGGCACGCGCGCAAUGCAAGCUGGGUUACGAGUGAUUCACGACGCAAUUCUUCUCGCGAAGAUCGACGUCGUGAGAUCGAGAUGGGGAGAUGA
This is a messenger RNA of Aureobasidium namibiae CBS 147.97, 909 nucleotides long. RefSeq lists its product as uncharacterized. The record is from RefSeq and is a predicted model, not a curated record. Bases 1 to 909 code for a protein of 302 amino acids. Lineage: Eukaryota; Fungi; Ascomycota; Dothideomycetes; Dothideales; Saccotheciaceae. The transcript has 3 exons.